ACUCUUAGCUUAAGAGUAAGUAGACAGCUUAAAUUGACAGCGAUCACAAAUACUAUUGUCACUGUCAAUCGGUGUCACUAUAAAUUUAAUAAUAAUAAAAAUAUUUUAAUUCCAAUUUCAAAACUUUGAAAGUAUAUAUCCAUUAAUCUUAUAAAUAUCAGUUUCAGCUUCAAUAUGUCCAUCUCACCAUUUCUCCGCUCGCCGUUCACUGAUAUCACGGGAGGAAUGAUUUCACACCAGCUAUUGGGUCGCUGUCAACUUGAAGAAGCUCGUUAUAUGGAAUGCCUGGAAGCUUACGGUUUGGAACGUGGCAAAGUCAAGUGCUCCCAUUUAUUUGGAGACUUCCAUGAAUGUCAAACUAUGACUAAACAAUUCAAGAGAUUUGUUGCUAUGAGAAAUGAAAGAGACAAGCAAAUAGCAGAAGGGAAAUUGAAGGGAGAUGAAAAAUAUGUGAACCCAAGAGUGGACAGUUUUUAAGAUUAUUAGAUUCACUAAUCCAAUAAUGUAAUUGUUUAUUAAGUAAAAUAAAAUUAGGAAAUAUUAAA
Molecule: messenger RNA, 545 nt
Organism: Galleria mellonella (greater wax moth)
Lineage: Eukaryota; Metazoa; Arthropoda; Insecta; Lepidoptera; Pyralidae
Gene: ND-15
Product: NADH dehydrogenase [ubiquinone] iron-sulfur protein 5
Exons: 3
Coding region: 175-477 (100 amino acids)
Source: RefSeq, a predicted model, not a curated record